Molecule: messenger RNA, 2494 nt
Organism: Liolophura sinensis
Lineage: Eukaryota; Metazoa; Mollusca; Polyplacophora; Chitonida; Chitonidae
Product: very long chain fatty acid elongase 6-like
Exons: 1
Coding region: 101-928 (275 amino acids)
Biological process (GO): fatty acid elongation, polyunsaturated fatty acid; sphingolipid biosynthetic process; very long-chain fatty acid biosynthetic process
Cellular component (GO): endoplasmic reticulum membrane
Molecular function (GO): fatty acid elongase activity
Source: RefSeq, a predicted model, not a curated record
AGGCUUCCAUAGUUCUAUGGUAUAUCAGGUCGUCGAUUAUCUUCAGUCCGGGAGCAGUAUAAGACACUGGUACCAGUACACCUGAGCGCCUCCUAUCGACAUGGAGCAAUCACUCUCUGUCAACAUUACAAAUGUUAGCUAUUCUGUUGUUUUCAACUUCGAAAAGCAGUUCAGUGUGAAGAGCUUUAACGAGUAUGUUCAGGAGAAGUGGACCAACAGUUUUGUGUACUCAGUGCUGUACCUGAUCGUAAUUUUCGGCGGAAGACAUUCCAUGAGCGCCCGGCCACGGUAUGAGCUCCGCCCAGCUCUUGCCAUCUGGAGUGGUACUUUGGCCUUAUUUAGUAUAGCUGGAACUGUAAGAACACUUCCAGAAGCUAUUGCGGCUAUCCGAAAUCACAGCUUACAAUAUUCCGUCUGCGUUCCUGGCUUCUUUUUCCAUGACGUCACGAAAUUUUGGGCUUCCGCCUUCACAUUAUCGAAGGUUAUCGAGCUGGGAGAUACAAUAUUCAUCGUCUUACGAAAACAGCAGUUGAUAUUCUUGCACUGGUAUCAUCACAUCACAGUACUGAUCUACUCGUGGUACAGCUAUAAGGAUUACAUCGCGCCAGGCCGCUGGUUUAUGGUGAUGAACUUUGUUAUCCACUCUUUCAUGUAUUCGUAUUAUACCCUUCGAGCGCUCAAGUUCAAUGUCCCAUCUUACGUGAACAUCUUCAUCACUGCAAUGCAACUGACGCAAAUGGUUUGUGGAUGUGCUAUAAAUGUUUGGAUUUUCCAAAUCAAGGGUCGUGGGGAAACUUGUCAUCAGACUUAUAAUAAUAUUUACCUUUCUUUAUUAAUGUACUUUAGCUAUUUUGUUCUCUUCGCACAUUUCUUCUAUUCCACUUACGUUCUGAAAAAGGGCCGCGGGAAAGUAAAAAAGAGCAUGUAAUUCUGAAAAGAAAGAGUAGGCCUUCCAGCCAUUUACAAAAGUGCAUUUUCUGGAAUAACUGGGCAAUGUUGUAUAUAGUGGAGACCUAUAAACCCAAUAUGCCGUAUUUAUGACAUAUAUGUGCUGAAAUGAACUCAUCUUUUUAUCAACGUUUUUCACCAGCCUAUGUGAAUAAUUCAACAGUGUCCAGGCAAAUGUACUUGGAUUCCGGAAUCCCGUGCAAGUACCGACGCGUUUUAUGUACUUGGAUUCAGGAAUCCCGCGCAAGUACCAACUCGUUUUAGCACCAUAUGUGACAUUAUUUUCGUUUCAUAAGCUAUUAACUGGAGGCAAUGGAGUAAGAACGCUGUCCUGAUGAGUUUAUAACAUAUCCUGCGUGCUCAGCAAUAUUUAUUUAUUUAUGUUUUUCUUUGUUGUUUAACACCAUGCUCAGUAUUUUUUUCACCUGUAGGUAUAUAUAUUCAGAUGACUACACAAUUCUUAUCUAUAGCUGAAAUUGGGCCUUUAUAGUGUUAAGUCCAAACGUUUAUAAGAAUUAGCCAGCCGUUUGCGUAUUUAAAACGUUACUGUUAUAGUAAAAAUCUGCUCAGUGAAACUAUAAGGCAGAUAGAAUGAGAUGAGUUCAUUUAAUACACAAGCUUCCUGGUCUACGUAAAUCAAUACAGGUAUACAUUCCGCAUUUAUUCUCCUAUAUAUCGGGUGGGCAAAAAAAAUGGGCCGUACUUUGACACUCAAUAUCUCCGAAACCUUCUUACGUGAGCUUCUCAAAAUGUACACACUCAAAAGCCAUUAUGCCCUAAGUAUACAGACCAAAUUUCAUUUUCAUCCUUUUAGAUUUCUGUUCAUGGACGAAAAUCAAAAUAGAGUCAAAAACGCAUGUUCCGGAUAUUUCAAAAUGAUGUUCUACCUUGUUUUACUUGAAAAGGAGAUCAAUUCCUUGUCCGCCGCAGAGAAAACCAUGUUCAUUCAGCAAAACUUGUGCCUGUCUGGCAGAAGGGUUUCUCUGACACUAGGGACAGACAAUUUUUCCAGACACUUGAUAGACGCGUGUCACACAGGUGCAGCGCGCGCUCUACUCAUCACACCUGGCAGAUGAUGCAAUGUGGGUCACCGGAACGUGCGUUUUUGAGGCUACGUUUUCAUUUUAACCCUGUGUACAGAAACUUGGUCUGUAUAUUAUCAAAAUCAUGACAACUGAAUGUGUAAAGUUUGAAAGGGUUUGGACAAACGAUAAUGGAGCAAUGCAGCGUCAAAGUACGGCCCAAUUUCUUAUGCCCACCCAAUAUAUAAACUUUAUUUCAAGAUUAACAGGCGGGAUUUCUCCACCACAGACCGUUCAAAUCUAUUAUUUCUGUGCUCUUAUGAAAAGACCCCAGGUUUGUCCAAUACGAGCAAAAAAAUAGAUGUAAUCCAUAUUAGAUAAUAAACUUUCUGAACGACUGAUUUGCAUGUAAGUUGACGUUCUGAUCACGAAUGUGGUGGGUUUUUUCCCCUGCAAGAUGUACUUAUGUCGCAAACGGCCUUCAAAAAUCGAAAAUAUGCAAUUUUCCUGCAUAUUUGUAGAUC